Molecule: messenger RNA, 3100 nt
Organism: Delphinapterus leucas (beluga whale)
Lineage: Eukaryota; Metazoa; Chordata; Mammalia; Artiodactyla; Monodontidae
Gene: COPG1
Product: coat protein complex I subunit gamma 1
Biological process (GO): intra-Golgi vesicle-mediated transport; organelle transport along microtubule; intracellular protein transport
Cellular component (GO): endoplasmic reticulum-Golgi intermediate compartment; endoplasmic reticulum; Golgi membrane
Molecular function (GO): structural molecule activity
Source: RefSeq, a predicted model, not a curated record
GCGCCGGGCGACGUGGCCGGCCGGAAGUGGCCCGUGCGGAACCUCCGGAGGACCACCGUAGUCAGUCGGUCAGUCCUGCGCCAGGUGCUGGUUCGCGCCCCCGCCGGCACCACCAUGCUGAAGAAAUUUGACAAGAAGGACGAGGAAUCGGGUGGAGGCUCCAACCCGUUCCAGCACCUUGAGAAGAGCGCAGUGCUCCAGGAGGCCCGCGUGUUUAACGAAACUCCCAUCAAUCCUCGGAAAUGUGCCCACAUCCUCACCAAGAUCCUCUACCUCAUAAACCAGGGAGAGCACCUGGGGACCACAGAAGCAACCGAGGCCUUCUUUGCCAUGACCAAACUCUUUCAGUCCAACGAUCCCACCCUCCGUCGGAUGUGCUACUUGACCAUCAAGGAGAUGUCCUGCAUCGCAGAGGAUGUCAUCAUCGUGACCAGCAGCUUGACAAAGGACAUGACUGGGAAGGAAGACAGCUACCGGGGCCCGGCUGUGCGCGCCCUCUGCCAGAUCACUGACAGCACCAUGCUACAGGCUAUCGAGCGCUACAUGAAGCAGGCCAUCGUGGACAAGGUGCCCAGCGUCUCCAGCUCUGCUCUGGUGUCUUCCCUGCACCUGCUCAAGUGCAGCUUCGACGUGGUCAAGCGCUGGGUGAAUGAGGCCCAGGAGGCAGCAUCCAGUGAUAACAUCAUGGUCCAGUACCACGCGCUGGGGCUCCUGUACCACGUGCGGAAGAACGACCGCCUGGCCGUCAGCAAGAUGAUCAGCAAGUUCACGCGGCACGGCCUCAAGUCCCCCUUCGCCUACUGCAUGAUGAUCCGCGUGGCCAGCCGGCAGCUGGAGGAGGAGGACGGCAGCCGCGACAGCCCGCUGUUCGACUUCAUCGAGAGCUGCUUGCGCAACAAGCACGAGAUGGUGGUAUACGAAGCCGCCUCGGCCAUCGUCAGCCUGCCGGGCUGCAGUGCCACGGAGCUGGCCCCGGCCGUGUCAGUGCUCCAGCUCUUCUGCAGCUCCCCCAAGGCUGCGCUCCGUUAUGCCGCCGUCCGCACCCUCAACAAGGUGGCCAUGAAGCAUCCAUCUGCGGUGACAGCUUGUAACCUGGACCUGGAGAACCUGGUUACAGACUCGAACCGCAGCAUCGCCACGCUGGCCAUCACCACCCUCCUCAAGACGGGCAGCGAGGGCAGCAUCGACCGCCUCAUGAAGCAGAUCUCCUCCUUCAUGUCAGAGAUCUCGGACGAGUUCAAGGUGGUGGUGGUCCAGGCCAUCAGCGCACUGUGUCAGAAGUACCCUCGCAAGCACGCCGUGCUCAUGAGCUUCCUGUUCUCCAUGCUGCGUGAGGAGGGCGGCUUUGAGUACAAGCGGGCCAUUGUGGACUGUAUCAUCAGCAUCAUUGAGGAGAACUCGGAGAGCAAGGAGACGGGGCUGUCGCACCUGUGCGAGUUCAUCGAGGACUGCGAAUUCACCGUGCUGGCCACGCGCAUCCUGCACCUCCUGGGCCAGGAGGGGCCCAAGACCAACAACCCCUCCAAGUACAUCCGCUUCAUCUACAACCGAGUGGUCCUGGAGCAUGAGGAGGUCCGGGCAGGCGCUGUCAGUGCUCUGGCCAAGUUCGGAGCGCAGAAUGAAGAGAUGCUGCCCAGUAUCUUGGUGUUGCUGAAGAGGUGUGUGAUGGACGAUGACAAUGAAGUAAGGGACCGAGCCACCUUCUAUCUCAGUGUCCUGGAGCAGAAGCAGAAGGCCCUCAAUGCAGGCUAUAUCCUAAACGGUCUGACUGUGUCCAUCCCUGGUCUGGAGAGGGCUCUGCAGCAGUACACUCUAGAACCAUCGGAAAAGCCUUUUGACCUCAAGUCUGUGCCCCUGGCCACCACACCCAUGGCAGAGCAGAGAACAGAAAGCACCCCCAUCACGGCAGCCAAGCAGCCUGAGAAGGUGGCAGCCACCCGGCAGGAGAUCUUCCAAGAGCAGCUGGCGGCAGUGCCCGAGUUCCAGGGGCUGGGGCCCCUCUUCAAGUCCUCGCCUGAGCCCGUGGCCCUCACUGAGUCGGAGACAGAGUACGUGAUCCGCUGCACCAAGCACACCUUCCCUGAGCACAUGGUCUUCCAGUUUGACUGCACGAACACGCUCAACGACCAGACUCUGGAGAACGUCACAGUGCAGAUGGAGCCCACGGAGGCCUACGAGGUGCUGUGUUACGUGCCCGCCCGGAGCCUGCCCUACAAUCAGCCCGGCACCUGCUACACGCUGGUGGCCCUGCCCAAGGAAGACCCCACGGCAGUGGGCUGCACGUUCAGCUGCAUGAUGAAGUUCACUGUCAAGGACUGCGAUCCCACUACCGGGGAGACCGACGACGAAGGCUAUGAGGAUGAGUAUGUGCUGGAAGAUCUGGAAGUCACGAUAGCUGAUCACAUCCAAAAGGUCAUGAAGCUGAACUUUGAAGCAGCCUGGGAUGAGGUAGGGGAUGAGUUUGAGAAGGAGGAAACAUUCACCUUGUCCACCAUCAAGACACUUGAAGAGGCUGUGGGCAAUAUUGUGAAGUUCUUAGGAAUGCACCCUUGUGAGAGGUCAGACAAAGUGCCAGAUAACAAGAACACGCACACGCUGCUCCUGGCAGGCGUAUUCCGGGGGGGUCAUGACAUCCUGGUGCGCUCCCGGCUGCUGCUUUUGGACACAGUAACAAUGCAGGUGACAGCCAGAAGUUCGGAGGAGCUGCCAGUGGACAUCGUGUUGGCGUCUGUGGGCUAAGAGGCCAGCCUGCAUAGGACCAAGUCCUACCCUUUCCCCCCAACACUGUGCAGAAGUCAGGCCUUCCUUAUGAACCCAGUGGAAAGUCCUUUCCAAGCCAAUUGUAUUCAAAAACAAUUAGGAAUCAAUGAGGGUUUUUUUGUUUUUUGUUUUUUUUUUUUAAUUUAACCCCUGCCCCAAAACUCCCUGCUGAGGGUAACUUUUGAAAGAGGGGGGUGGUUUUAGCUUGUCCUAGAAUUUGCUGCCUUGCCUGCCAGGGAAGGGACAUCUCAAAUGAAUAAAAUGCUUGUACCACCUCUUGAAUUGAUCCCCUAAGGAACCAUCUUAUCCCUAUAAAUAAAAUCAGCAUGUAUUUAUUGAA